UACUAUGAAACUACUGCUUGCUUUAAGUGCCUUUGUAGUGAUAUGCGCUGGGAAUGUUAUUCCUCCGGUACCGAAGGACAACAGCCACUAUAUAGAAGGAGUGAGCCGUUACAUUUGGAUGCCUGACGGAGAUGAUAACCUUCACCUAGUCGACCUCGAGGAACCCGUGGAUGAAAGCUUCCUUGCAUCCAGAAAUGGAAACCGUAAUCAAUACUGGCUCUUUACCAGGCAAAAUCGUAAUAAUCGUCAAGUACUCGUGAACGGUAAUGCAAAUUCCGUACGUAAUUCUUUCUACAGAGGAAACAGACCUACAAAAGUAAUUGCUCAUGGUUGGGGAGGCAGUGGAAACGUUAACUGGAUUCCUCAAAUGGUAUCAGCUUUCCUUGAUCGGUCAGACGUCAAUGUAAUUGUUUUAGAUUGGAGUUCCACUGCCAGUGGUUCAUAUACGACCUCUGUUAGAGCAGUACCAGACGUUGGCAGACAUCUUGCUAAUUUCCUUAGAUUUGUUUUCAAUACAGCUGGUGGCAACUGGAACAAUGUUCACUUAGUUGGUCACAGCUUGGGAGCUCACGCUGUGGGAAAUGCUGGCCGUGCGGCCCCCUCUCGUCCCGUUCGUGUUACUGGUUUAGACCCAGCUGGGCCUCUGUGGCGUGGUAAUUCUAAUGCCCUAAAUCGUAACUCUGCUACAUACGUCGAAUCUAUUCACACCGACGGUGGUGCUCUCGGUAUUAUGGAUCCAAUUUCUCAUGCUGAUUUUUAUCCUAAUGGUGGCCGUAACCGCCAACCUGGUUGUAGUGACAGCUCCUGCUCUCAUGAACGAGCUCAACCUCUAUUCUCUUCUACUGUAAGAAACAAUCAUUUGAAUGGAAGACGCUGUUCAAAUCUUGACCAAGCCAGUAAAAAUCAAUGCACCGGUUCCACACUUAAGAUGGGUAACUCUAAUUUGAAUAAAAGAGGAUCUGGUCUUUACGCACUUUCUACUGGAGCGAGUUGGCCCUACUGAAGACAGAACUUUAAUAUUUGAAACGAAAAUUAAUAAUUAAAUUAUAUUUAGUUUUUAAAAAAGUGGCUUAAAGUCUAAUUAAAUACAUCCACAAACUGUUAUAGUUGAACCAAAUUGUUCAAUAAACGUAAUAAUA
Danaus plexippus (monarch butterfly) is the source of this 1139-nucleotide messenger RNA. RefSeq names its product pancreatic triacylglycerol lipase-like. The record is from RefSeq and is a predicted model, not a curated record. Bases 5 to 1003 code for a protein of 332 amino acids. Gene Ontology annotation, biological process: lipid metabolic process. The transcript has 5 exons. NCBI's taxonomy places the organism in Eukaryota, Metazoa, Arthropoda, Insecta, Lepidoptera, Nymphalidae. Gene Ontology annotation, molecular function: lipase activity.